AUGAACCCUCACAGUCGUUGUUACGUCCCCGCCGUCGUACGGGCAACAUUCCAAGAUCCAGCGCUACCACUACCACCCGCCGGCUGCAAUAUUCCAAGACCUGUCUCCGACUACGGCAACGUUAACCCAUUUUACGCCGACACCGGUUAUUCCCUUGGCAUGGAGGUUCCAGCACCGUGGGACCGGUGGUACUGCUACCGCGGCAGCCGCCACUUCGUCCAGCGGACCGCCGAGGAGCCCGUGCCGGUGAUGUCCGCUGCUCCGGUCUGCGACGGCGGCAGCACCCGUGACGACGAAAAAAACUCCACGAGGGUUCCUACUACUAAGUACGGUCCCUAUCACGGUUACGACAAAGAGAUCGAAGACACCCUCCGGACCCAGGAGCGCGAAGCCAAGCCGUCCCCGGACUACCUCGAGACGACGCAGAGGGGUCGGAUGAGCCAGGACGCGCGCGCCGACCUCGUCAGCUGGAUGAAAGCGUUCACCCGGCACUACAACGACGACCUCGCCCCCGGCACGCUGCACCGCGCCGUCUACUACGCCGACCGGUUCCUCUCGGUGCGGUCCGUGGAGGACGUCGCCAUGCACCGGCUCUACCUCCUGGGCGCCGCGGCCGUCUACGUCGCGGCCAAGUACGAGGACCAGGGAACCGUCCGCAAGCUGAACGCCGAGAAGGUCGCUAGAUACUACGGCCACCGCAGCGGCGGCUUCGCGUCCACCAAGCAGCAGGUGCUCGACAUGGAGCGCGCGCUGCUCGUGGCGCUCGACUACCGCCUCGGCCGCCCCACGGCGUACACGUUCGUGCAGCACUUCACCCGCCAUUAUGGCCAAGCGGAGGUGGAGCAGGACCUCCGCUCCGCGGCGCAUGACUUCGCGGACAUGUCGCUUCUCCACUACAGCUGCCUCCAGCACAACCCGUCCGCCGUGGCUGCGGCGGCCAUGUUCCUGGCGAGGCUGACGCUGAAGCCGUGGUACGGGCAGAUAACGCGUUCCAACAGAGAGCUCAGGGAGCUGACGGGGUACGAACCCCAAAAACUGAAGCGCUGCGUCGAAGCAAUACACUCUCUGAUUCCUCAAUAUGGUAAUGGCUCCUACAGCGACAUCGACCUCUUUCCCAUGUUUUAUGCGGUUGCGGCGGACCCUAGGUAG
Zea mays is the source of this 1149-nucleotide messenger RNA. Its product is annotated as putative cyclin-F2-1. The transcript has a single exon. The record is from RefSeq and is a predicted model, not a curated record. Lineage: Eukaryota; Viridiplantae; Streptophyta; Magnoliopsida; Poales; Poaceae. The coding region runs from base 1 to 1149 and encodes 382 amino acids.